Messenger RNA from Solea solea (common sole), 5086 nucleotides. RefSeq names its product potassium voltage-gated channel, subfamily G, member 3 (gene kcng3). Gene Ontology annotation, biological process: potassium ion transmembrane transport; protein homooligomerization. Gene Ontology annotation, cellular component: voltage-gated potassium channel complex; membrane. The transcript has 2 exons. The coding region runs from base 301 to 1575 and encodes 424 amino acids. The record is from RefSeq and is a predicted model, not a curated record. Lineage: Eukaryota; Metazoa; Chordata; Actinopteri; Pleuronectiformes; Soleidae. Gene Ontology annotation, molecular function: delayed rectifier potassium channel activity; protein binding.
GCUCUGUAGUUUCCCUCCACGACUUUUUCUCGCAGUGCGUGGGUCCGUGCGCGCGCAUGUGACAUCACUAGUGGGAUUGGCUGACUGGGGUGGAGAGUCUCCUCCACUGGCUUCAGAGGGACAAGGAGAAGAGAGGAGUUUCCAUCAGCCACGCAGCUCAGAGCAGGACCACUUCCAUUCACCGUGAACCACGCCCGGGGAGACCGGGGAGACUAUGACCCCCACCUCCAAGUGUCCAAACUCCUGUUAUGGAAGGAGGGAUGGACUGUGAAGAGGAGUUUUAGAUUACAGUUUGGCGAGAUGAAGUUUGGGAAGAGUAUCUGCGUGCUCAACGUAGGGGGAACCCGGUACGCCUUCACCCGCGAGGUGAUCAGGGAUUUCCCUCUCCGGCGCGUCAGUCGCCUGCAUGCCUGUGCCAGCGAGAAAGAGGUCCUGGAACUGUGCGACGACUACGACCGGGACCGGAAUGAGUUCUUCUUCGACCGCCACGCGCAGGCUUUCGUGUUCAUUAUGCUGUAUGUGCGCUCUGGUAAACUCCGGUUUGUCCCUGGAGUGUGUGAACUCUCCUUCUACACAGAGAUGCUCUACUGGGGACUGGAGAGCGCGCACUUGGACUCCUGCUGCCAGAAACGCCUGGAUGACAGGAUGUCCGAGAUCGGACUGGACACUUUGUCCGAGGGGGAGAUCGGAGUGUCCGGGGAUGAUUCCCAGAGCCAGAGUGACUCAGUGCAGCGCAGUGCGCUCACAGGUCGAGCUAAAUGGAUGGAGAAGAUGCGCAAGACAUUUGAGGAGCCAAACUCUUCAAUUGUGGCGCAGCUUUUGGCUUCUGUGUCCGUGAUCUUUGUGAUUAUUUCUAUGAUAAUGUUGUGCGCCAGCACCCUGCCGGACUGGGACACAGCCAAGAGAAACACUGUGGAGGAGCACAGGAUCGUGGAGGCAGUGUGCAUUGGCUGGUUCACAGCAGAGUGCAUAGUGCGCUUUCUGGUAGCCAGAGACAAGUGGGACUUCCUCCGCCAUCCACUAAACAUCAUCGAUGUGAUCGCCAUUACCCCCUACUAUGUUACCAUGGCAAUGGCCCGGGCAGGGAUGCCCGGUGCUGGGCUUGGGGUUGCUGGGGUGAUACUGCGUGUGCUGAGGAUGAUGCGCGUGUUUUGGCUCAUGAAGCUGGCCAGACACUUCCUGGGCCUGCAGACACUGGGGCUCACACUCACGCGCUGCUACAGGGAGAUGGUCAUGUUGAUGGUGUUUGUCUGCGUUGCCAUGGCAAUAUACAGUGCUCUGGCCCAGCUGCUGGAGCACGGCUUGGACUUGGGCACGCAGAACCCUGAUUACGCCAGCAUCCCGGCCGCCGCCUGGUGGGUCAUCAUCUCCAUGACGACAGUGGGAUACGGAGACGUGUACCCUGUGACAGUUGGAGGACGAGUGCUUGGGGGAAUGUGUGUGGUGAGUGGCAUUGUGCUCUUAGCACUGCCCAUCACAUUCAUCUACCACAGUUUUGUGCAGUGCUACCAUGAACUCAAAUUCCGUUCUGCCAGAUGUGCACGCAGCCUGUCCACAGAGAUUCUACAGCAAUAAAAUAAGAUUGACGCCCAUCACCCGUGGCUCUGCCGUCAUCAGAGAGAAACUUAACAAACCAGUAAAUCUGCCGCGCCUAUUGUGAAUAACGAUCAAAUUUGACCCCUGCUCUUGUUUCCUGCCUGAGUCCCACGUGAUUUUGUUUGGUUUGAUGAGUUCCUGUGUGUUUUCUUUCAGUUGUUGUCGUUAACCUGCACACCUGUCUCCUUAACCACAUGAUUUGAACAGAAGAAUAGGAGCACACAAAUAAUUAUUUAUUAAACACACUGGCACAGUCAGUCCAGUUUUGACAGUGACUACUGUUUACACUGUAUUCCCAUGGUUACCACUCCUGUGUGUGCUGCAGUGAGUGCGUGUGUGCGUGUGCGUGUGUGUGUGUGUGUUAGUCUGGCCAUCAGCCGUUCACUUUGUCUAAGCUUUGCACCCAGAUGGUACAAGUUACACAAUUAUUGAUGUGUGACCUAGAUGCAUUCUGUUAAACCUGGGAAAUAAAAUGAAAGAUUGAGCAUGUGAGUGCAAUGUGGGAAUGGAGAAGGGGGGUGUACACGUGGCUUAUGUUGUCUGAGUAGCUUAAGCCAGUGAAAAUUAAACAUGGACACGGGUCAACAAGGCCUACAAGGUGAGAGACAAACACAUGGACAGCAGAUACGACAAGGCAGAUUGGGUGUGAAAUUGUGUGGUCAAAGAUUGUGGAACAAAAAUGACAGAAUGUGGAACAGGCCUGAGCACAAGCUAAAUAGCAGGAGAAAGUAUUGCGUCUCCAUUAUCAGCAAAUGAAAGGCAUUUUGUAUUUCUUUGUCUCCAAGGCAACCUCAUCCUCCAACAUGUCAAUCAUAAUGGUGGUGGAUUUCUGUGCACACAAAUAAGCCAGAUCCCGUGAUUAUUAUCCUGCAACCCUUCUUGUUGGCAUGCAGCCCUCUUAUCCCGUGAUUAUUAUUGGAAGUAAGCUGUCAUAAAUACCUACUUUAAUAAAAACAGACAGUCACGUGGAGGGGAGGGAAAAAAGAACAGCAUGGCCUAUCACAGAUGAUGGUUCUGACAUUCAUGAUUCAGACAGGUUUGCAAUGGCCUUGGUUUGCCAAGAUGAUGUGAUUUGUUGAAGAGACACAUGAUCCAAACAAACAAGUCAACACCUCUCCCACACAACAGUCUUUCUCUGUAUCUCCUCUCCUCUUCAUCCUGUUACCAUCAACCUUCCGCUUUUAACACACACACACAGGUUGGUGCAGCCACUCUUUUUAGGGCACAGCAUUGAUUUCCAUUCAUGAGGACAGCCGAAACAAAGUGUAAUACCUAACACUGACCAUUACCUGUCCUCAACCAAACCACAAUUCAAAUCUUAGCCUUUAACUUAACCAGUCGCUCAGAAAUUAAGUUCUACCUCAUUAGGACCAGGUGUAUGCUGGCCCAAACAAGGUCAUAAUUUAUCCCAGAGAAGGUCCUAAAGAAGUAACAAUUAUAAGAACACACACUCACACAAACAAAAGAAAGACAAACCUUGUCUCUCUGUCCUUAAACUUAAGGUCUGCAUUUGUUAUUUAUUUGUAAACUCUUUGGCCUUGUAUGGGUUAACAGUGUAUUGUAUACAGUACAUAUUCCAAUAUCCUUGUUGUGUUGUCGAUGUGUUUUAAGUACAGUUACUGUCAGAAACACGAAAGAUUAUAUGAUAUAUGAUGUUCAACUCAUUUGGGUUUUUUUUCACAAAGUCUCUCACCCAAUGAAUUUUGGCCAAACCUGACUGAAAACAUCCAAACCUUUUCAUCAGUAGAUUGUGUUAUUAACUUGAUCAAUGUAUGAGGUUCUGUAAUAAAAUGACUCUGUAAAUGUCUGAAUGUGUUAUCACAGAGUACAAACCAAAUGCUAAUAUUUGUGUUAUAGGACUCAAUUAACUGUUCAAGUGUUGGAGUGUUUUUGUAUCAUUUAUCACAAGCCUAAAAUAUUUUCUUUUUUCUUUUCCUUUUUUCAAAGAUGUGAUUGACGCACAAGGCAUUUUCACCACAUCACCAUUCAGAUCAUUCAGUCUUGACAUGGUGACAUGUAGUUUACACCUCUGGACCUUCAGUGUGAGGAACACCUGAGUCCAUUGGGAAAGGCAUUCAGUGAACAUGUUUAAUGGGCUGUACAUCUAGAUAAUAAACACUCAGUAUUACAUUUAACUUAAGAAUUAAGAUAAGAUAGAAAAAAUACACACAUGGUCUCAAAUUGGGGAAAAACACAGCCCCAACACAGUUUUCAUUUGAGGCAACUAUGGGGCCAUCUGCAUUUUUUAUUUUUUCUCAAAUCAUGGGUUGGGGUUUUGUUAUGUAUUCAUUGAACACAUUGAAAUGUUCUUAUGAUGAAUUUUACCUUCAUUAUCUCUAUAUGAGAGUAGUUCAUUUGUAGUUUGAGGUGCAUUUUUGUGGGGAUAUUCAUGUCUUUCAAUUAAGAGUACGCCAUUUAAAAUAAUAAGAUGAAUCUAACUAAAUUCAGGAAAUCGCAGUGGAGUGCAAAUUGCAUCACAUCACUCUGAAAUGUUGACAAGAAGUAAAAUGAUAAUGAAAUUCUUAUACGUGCUUCAAAAUUGUACUUGAGUACACAGGUGACACCGUCAAUAUUGUAUUUUUCUUUCAGCAUUUAUGGCACAUUCACAAAGCCAAAAACACAUAAAUCAUAUUUUCUAAAUGACACUGGCAGAAAGUGCAGUUCAAAUAUGGGGUUUUAUUCCCCCAGAUAGUUUUGGUUUAGUUUGCAAAUUUAGUACACUAAUUAAAUUUACUCAGGCACUUUGCUUUUACAAUUUUUUUCCCCUUCCAUUGGGAAUUUGUAGCACCUUUUAAAAAGAAGAACUAUUCCAAACUUAUAAAAUAAACAAUCUUCUUCUUCUUAAAUUGUAUACCAGCAGUUUUCAACUAUCUUGGUUUAUGAAAUCGAACAGAAAAGCAGUGUUCACUUGAGAACUGUCUCAAGUUUUGAUUGCCUAAAAUAUGUCAGCUGGUCCAACAAAACCAGAUGUCCCUUUUUUAAACAUUGCAGAUAAUAAAUUGUUCAGGUAUAUACUGGAUAAUUUUGUGGAUGCAGAUAACAGCACAUUUGUAAACACAAACCAGACCCACAUAUUUGUAGAAUUGUCAAAAUAUUUGGACUUUGGGAUAAAGUAGGGCUUUAAACAUUAAGAAUCCUGAGCUUUUCAUUUUCCUCCAGUAUCUUCACAGUUUCCAGUGGAGUUCUGUGUGACUGUGAAAAAUAAAAAUCUUCUACCACCUGAAGAUUUUUAUUUUUAGAAGCUAUUAUUACAGUAUGUGGUGCUUAACCCACCUAGCUUUUAUAGCCUCUGACUCUUCAUUCCAUAGAAAAGACGACUUUCUUCAGUCGGCAAAUGUGACUUAAUAUAUACAGUAUUUUUACAUUUAUCGUUUGUAACAUUGGGCAGUGUUGUGUAAUCCGCUGCAUAAUGUACUAUUACUGUACCUGUAUAUUUGUACAUCUGAUGUUUGCUGAGCCCUCCUGUGUUUUUUUCCACCUGUGUUUGUUA